Messenger RNA from Trypanosoma cruzi, 681 nucleotides. RefSeq lists its product as uncharacterized. Bases 1 to 681 code for a protein of 226 amino acids. Lineage: Eukaryota; Euglenozoa; Kinetoplastea; Trypanosomatida; Trypanosomatidae. The record is from RefSeq and is a predicted model, not a curated record. Gene Ontology annotation, cellular component: mitochondrion. The transcript has a single exon.
AUGACGGAGUAUUUGAAGGAUCUCGAGAGGACGGAGCCCGGGGACCCGAUGCCGCCCAUCAAUCUUGGGCCCUACGACAAUCCUUUGCUCUGGAACAUGCUGGAUCCCUUCGGUGCCGAUCGUGGCCACCAGCGCCGACCCAUGUCGGUGUCCCGCAAUUUUAUGGAGUUGCAUAAUGUUCCCAUAAUGUUUCGGGACCAGUGUGUUCACCGAUGGGUGCCACUUCACCGAUGCAUUAAAAAUUUGAAGCCAGUUACGUGGGGAACGGCAAAUUGCCACGAGUUUGAGGAAGCCUGGGUUGUGUGCCGCGCGUACGAGACAUAUCGGAGUCAACUUUUGAAGUCAAAGUUUAUGGAGCUAACGAAGGAUUACACGGCUGAAGACAAGAAGUUUUUCCCUAGCUUGCUGUACUUGGGUUUUCCCACUUAUAUGAACUCUUUUUAUUGGACAAUGGCAGCGUCACAGCGACUUAGUGGAUGGGAUGAAAGGGACCCCGCAAAUCCGAUGAUGUGGCGCGAGCCUAACAGGGCUCUUAUGCGAUCUGAGUUUUCUCCUACUAUUUGGGAAAAAGGCACUAUGACGAAUGCAAUCGGCCACAAACUUAUCCCAGAUGAGAUUGUAUACGAUAUGGUGCCUGGAUUUCCGCUUCCAGAAGAUAAGCGUCCAGAAACGUUCGUGUAA